Messenger RNA from Arvicanthis niloticus (Nile rat), 692 nucleotides. RefSeq names its product insulin like 6 (gene Insl6). Gene Ontology annotation, molecular function: hormone activity. Lineage: Eukaryota; Metazoa; Chordata; Mammalia; Rodentia; Muridae. Gene Ontology annotation, cellular component: extracellular region. The record is from RefSeq and is a predicted model, not a curated record.
CGGCCGUUAAAGCGCGCUGGCCCUGUGGUCCAGCCCAGGGAUGAAGCAGCUGUGCUGUUCUUGUCUGUUGUGGCUUGGACUCCUAAUGGCUCCUUUCUCCCUGGAACAAGAGAUCUCCAGACCCAGGAGGCUGUGCGGCAGGCACCUGCUGUUAGAAGUUAUAAAACUCUGUGGCCAAAGUGACUGGAGCCGGUUCGAGAUGGACGAGCAAACUCCUAUGACGCAGUUCGCUCCCCACCACUCAGGGAAGGUCAAAACCUUCAACCCUCACCGUUCUUCCUCCACCUGGGGAAGAUUCACAGACCCAGUCCCCGCAGGCGUCUCUCAGGAGAAAGUAACACACGCUUGGGAAGCUCAGCCACUGCCGGACUAUCAGUUUAAAAAGGCGGAGUUGCUUCCUAAGACAAGAGUGUUUUCAUACCACAGCGGCAAGCCCUAUGUUAAGAGUGUAAAACGUCAGAAGAGAAGCACAAACAAAAUGAAUACCUUCAGCAGUUUACUUUGGGGGAAUCAUUCCCAAAGGAAGCGCAGAGGUUUUGCAGAUAAAUGCUGUGUUAUAGGAUGCACCAAAGAAGAGCUGGCCGUUGCGUGUCUCCCGUUAGUUGAUUUUUAAACCUUAACGAUUAAACAAACAUCACUGUACAAACUGUCAUAGAAACUGUGCUCACUUAAUAAAAGCUUACUAAAUCUAA